CGAAAAUAAUAUUAAAAUAUGGAUAACCCAAACUUUGAUAAGGAAGAAGAUCAUAAGUUCAACUCUGAUGCCAUCACUUCUGCAUUUGAUCAGUUUGGUUUCUCUCAGGAUUCCAUUUGGGGAGGUUAUGGGCAGGACAAUGGCUUCCAAGGCCAAGAUUUGAACUUUAAGCAGCAGAAUUUUACCCUAGAAGGGCAUGGAAUGAAAAAUUGAGGUGACCUGCAGAAUGAGAUUCCUCAAUAUAAUUAUUCAACACAAACUCAGUAUAUAAAUAACUCAAGCCCAACACAGAAAUUUUCUCAGGAACCAAUGAUGCAUGGAUCUGCGAUUGGAAGAGAACAACCCUAUCUCAAUAUGAGAGAUAAUAAUUUGCAAAACUCUUUGCAUCCUCUAGAUGGUCAGAUCUCUCAUCAUACUGGGCCUAAUAAUCUUGGUCCUUGUCAGAUCUCUGCCCCACUUCAGCUUCAGAGAAAUCCUGAAGUCCCAAAGACUCCAAGUCCUAUUGGUCAGGAUAGAAUAUCUUCAAACUCUUUGUCAGACCAAAAAGGAGGGAAAAUGCAGCAGAUAUCUAAAAAAUUACCAAGAGUCAUUAGAUGUGUCGUAGUCCCAAUGGACCCAGAUGCCGAGCCUUAUGAGAUCAGCAUCAAGAUCAAAGGAGGAGAGACAAGUAUGAAACAGGUCUUUACGGAAGACUAUUACUAUUGGACCAAAGUUUUCAAAGGAUAUUCUCCCAUUGAGCCACCUGGCUAUAGUGUUUUCAGGAAGCAAGUUAAAGCAGAAGAAUCUCAAAACCAGAUUAUUCAAAUUUUGUUACUUAAAUGUGAAGGGCAUAAAUUUCCUAGGAACCCUAAUGCGCAUCCUUUCGAACUUCAUUGAGAGACCUUAUUCUAUGGACCUCUGGUCAUCGCUACAAAUUUGAAAGAGCAGCCAUAUUCAUUAGGUGAUUUCUCGCUGGAAGAUCUUGAACUACUCAAAGAGUUGAACAAAGAAUCAGCAAAGGAUAAACCAAACCCUUUAGAUCUCAAAAAUUACAAGAAAUGUACUCCUGAGUACCACCUCCAAGACCCUCUGCUAGACCUCGACCUCGAAAUUGAGAAUUCGAAAAUGAAGUUUGUCUUUGAUUAUUUCAAUAAAAAUUGCUCCAAACAUGAACAGCUAAAUAUGAGACCUUCCUAUGUCGACUUAGAAGAGCUAAUGGAGAGCCUAGAUAAGGAGUCUUUCUAUAUUUACAGAUUCAAGACAGAGAUGUGUCCGCAUAUAAAGAUCAAGCACAAUUACAAAGACUGCCUAUAUUUUCAUAACAUCAAGGAUUAUAGAAGGAAGCCAGAUUUUAUGAGGUAUUAUCCUGAGAGCUGAGUUAAUGGGGCUAACUGCCCUAAUAAUCCAUUUUGAGAUAUGUCACAUUCCAUAUUUGAGAAUAUGUACCAUCCUUUGAAAUACAAGGUCAAUAAUUGUGACAAAAUGAUCCACGAUAUGCACAACUCACUCGUUGUAUGUAUCAGAGGUGAUAGAUGUGCCUUUUAUCACGAUGAAGAAGAUCGUAGAAAAAUUUCAAGCAAUGGCUGCAAACUUAAUGUUAGCGAAGAAAUUAAGCAUUCAUCAAAGCAAAAGAAGAUAAAUAAACAGCAGAAAGGAAAGGCUGAUCGAUUUGUACCAUUUUCUCCAUUUGAAGAAGUGUCUCCAGAUGUCGAUGUUUAUCAAAGGAAGCACGCAAGGACUGACUAUAUGCUGAACCCUUUGCCAUCUUUAUCAAAGCCUGUUGCUGUUGGUGUAUCCAAAAGGACAAGCCAAUUUGGUGAGAAUUCAUCAAAUUAUAGUUUUAACCAGGACCCACAGAUGAAUAAUCACCAAUUUGUUCCUAGCAAUGUUAACGAGAUGCAGUAUCAGAUGCCUGUUCAACAAAGAGAAAUGCAUCGAGACUCUCUUGAAGUACCUCAAUGAGCAUCUGAUACCUUUAACGCUCCAAUUUACAACAAUCAGUUGUUCGAUGGAAACACGAUUCCCUCAAGGCAGCAUUCCUAUAGUGAAAAUGCUGCUUAUCCUUUUAAUAGGCACUACAACAGAGGGCAUGUCAUGCCAAUGAGUAGCCCAAUGGAAAUGAGGGGAAGGCCAAAUUACUCUGCUAAUUUUAAUAAUCCUUCACCAAGAUAUGAUCAUCAAGCAAUGGAGUCUACUACACCUUCGACUGAGGUGAUUGGGGCACAGAUUCCAAGCAAGAUUGAAGCGGAUCCUUUUAAAUAUCUCACAAAUGAAAGAAAUCCUUACGAAAGAAGAGCUGAUUCCUUGAAAUACCAAGCUCCUCCAGGACUCUCAGGGAUUGGUUACAGAAUGGAUGAAGGUUCUGAUAGAAGCGACUCAAGAUCUCAAAAUAAUUUCGCAGAAAAGCUGAAUGAAAAACUCCAAUCGAAUCAAAUUUUCAAAAUCCAACGCAAAAUCACUGAAGAUCAUGAGUACGAGAAUGUGUCCCAGAUGAGUUCUAAAGAAGGAAGUGAUUCCAAGCCUAAAAAAUCAAAGAUGUGUAAAAACUCUAUAGGGUUUAUUCCAAAACAUUUGAGAAGUGCUCAGAAGGCUCCUUCUGAUGAUAUAUCUGAUCUUGUUGAUAACCUUGUUAACUCUCGGAAAGCCUCAAAGGCAGAUGAGGAAGAGGAGGUUAACCCUAUUACUACUGAAAACCAGGCAAACCCCAUCGAGAAGGAUUUCAGAAAGUUAAUAGAGGACAUUUAGUACUGGCCAAUAGAAUUUAUUAUCUGUUUAUUUUUGACAUUUUGAU
Messenger RNA from Moneuplotes crassus, 2770 nucleotides. Lineage: Eukaryota; Ciliophora; Spirotrichea; Euplotida; Euplotidae. The record is from the annotation of a GenBank genome assembly.